Messenger RNA from Xyrichtys novacula (pearly razorfish), 5963 nucleotides. Lineage: Eukaryota; Metazoa; Chordata; Actinopteri; Labriformes; Labridae. The record is from the annotation of a GenBank genome assembly.
AUGCCAAAAAAGAAAAACUUUAGAUUAAACAGUUCUCUACUUUUCUUCCUGCUGAUGUUUUGGACUCACUGUGACUCACAGGUAAAACUUUCACACAGAAACACAAUCAGAUGGUUUAGCUUCAGUGAAGUUUGGGGAAUUAAAUCCUCACAUGUUUUGUUUUGUUGUAUUUGUAGGUGGACAUAGACGAAACCAUCAACCCUCCAGGUAAGAGUGAACAUUGGCUUUCUCUUCCAGUCUUGAAGGGAUUUUUCCAUCAAAUAACAUUUAAGAGUAAAAUAACAUAAAAAAAAAAAAUAAUAAUAAUAAGUUGCACUGAUUUGAAGGAGGAACAUUUCCUGUGGUCUUAUGAAUCAAAUUCUGACAUUCUUAUUGAAAAUCAUCGACUCGCCUAAUGAAUGCCUAAUGAAGAUCUGGCUCUGGGAACAUCUUGAUGAUCAUUUUGGAGCUCUUUACUUUUCUAGCUCUCCUUGAUUUUUUCUGAUCAUUGUUGCACAACAAAACUGUUUUUUACCCAUCAAAACCAUGGUAUUUAUUUUGGCAACCCUGGACAGGAGGUAGUCUGGAAGUCACCAAACUGAAAUUUCAAACCCCUGAUCCCUGCCGCAUCAAAGAAAGGGUUUAUUUAAACAUCUUUAGGUGCAAAUAGGGGGGAGGGUCUGGAGGACUUCCUCUGGGAAAUUCAGAGCAUCUCACACGAAAUUUCUCACAUUCUGGUGAAUAUUUAUGAAACAAUUGGUGGUAGGGUUUAUGAAAUGCAGUUAUUCUUGCACAAUAUUAAAGAUGAAUCUAAAUCCAUCUUUCACACUUUAAUUUAUGAGACACUUUCUGAGAUUUGAUCAAACCUUGUAUGUCAACUUAAAGCUCCUGUGAGGAGUUAGUAAAACUGACUAAAAUGAACUGAUGCACUUCUAUGAUGUACAAAAGUACACACUUUUAAGUCUUGAGUGAACUACUCAUGAUCAAUAAACCUUACAGAGGUCAUUCUUGCAUCAGAAAACAGUUUAUGAUCUGUGUUUACAUGUAUAUUUCUUUUAUUCUUAUAGUUUAAUGUAUUUAAAAAGUUAUUAAACCUCAAACACACCUUGACACAGAGUCAAAAAUGAGAUUUUUAAGACCAUGACAGCUCCACAAUGAUGUUACGUGCUGCUCCUCAAGUCUUUGUUACCCCUCAGAUGGCUCAGGAGGAGACGGUGGUGGCGCGUUCUUUGCCCUACGGAGCUGCCACCAGCUGCUUCAUGGUGACAGUGGCGAGUUCUUCUCCCCAGACUACCUCUGCUCCAACCCCCCUCUGUGGUGCAACUGGACCAUCAAGGUGGAUCCAGGAAAGAGGAUCCAUCUCAACAUGGAGGACCUGACCCCUGAUGACACCUGCCACCUCAAACAGGACCAGCUCCAUGUGGAUGAGCCUGCUGGACUCUUUUCAGGUCACAAAGUCCUGCAGAAGUGCUGGAGGGAGGCCAAGUUUACAUCCUCCUCUAACACCCUUUACGUGGUGCUGCUGAUUGGGGGUCAACCCAACCCACCAUACAGGGGCUUCCACGGACGCUACCUGGCAUUUGGACCACCAGUGGUUUAUAACCCGCUGGAGGGGCCCUCACAGAGACACAGGAUAUCAGAACCGUCUCUUGGGGUUGAUUUAUUUGAUAUGAAAAGUGAACAAGAAGAGUCAGAUUCACAGGUCUAUCCAGAAAGUCUUGAUCCAGAUCUGAUGUCCGAUUAUUAUGAUCAACAUGCAGCUAUGACUUCUGAGCUGCCCUGGGAGGAGGAGGACUCAGACUCAGAGGUUGGAAACACACUAUGACAUAUUGCUAAUUGUUGCACUAAUUGAGAAUUUAACAUCAGAUGGAGGACUAAUAUAUGUAAAGUUCGAGCUCAAAGAACAUUUGCAAACAGCAGCAGCUUGUUCCUACAUACUUGUUGAAAGCUUGUGUAGGUGCACAGCAAUAAAUGACAGUGUCAUCAGUGUAAAGGGAAAAAGAAACAGACGAUACGUGAAGAUACUAAAUGAUAAUGAAGAACCAGGUCAAGGAAUUUUGUCAGUUUUUUCAGUUUUUUUCUCCUUUGAGACUUUACCUGCAGUUUAGUUCAUUUUUGUCCUUCACUCUGAAUUUGUCAUAUUAUUCUUUUGAAAUUCUUUCGUCAUCUUUGUUAUUUUGUCGUCUUAGGUGAGUGAAAACCAACGUCCAGCCUUGGUGAACUUCAACCAUAUUCACCCGUUCACAGUCCAGCCCACAGCCCCCACAUCCACACAUGAGACCUCCAGAUCAGAGCGAGACGCUGAGCAGACCCCUUCAGUCCCGUCUGACAUGCCUUGGUCUCCACAGCAGGAGACCACCACCCCAACACCAGCAGCAGUAUGGAGGAAUAUGGAGGAGGACUUGAAACCUCCAGUGGAAGCAGUUGUCUCAGAGGAAGAUGAGGAAAAGAAUGAGGAGACUGAGGCCUCAGACCAGACUCUUCCCCCCUCUGAAGGACCAGAACCAGAGGAGCCCACUCACCCUCACCCUAACAUGGUGGAGCUGCUGACAGACUACAGAGGAGACUGUGAGUUUAUCUUUGUUUGAUGUGCAUAUCUUAUUUCUGUAUCAAACCAGGGAAAUCCGGGUUAAUGUUAAAAAAAAACCUUUCUAAUGUUUUUCUCUGGUAGAUAACGUCAGAAAUCGCUCUGAAAGUCCACAUCUGCCUGGUGGUGAGUACAGCAAAAAAAUCUCUGGAUAAGGACUGUAGUACCACAAAUAUGUCCUGUACUUUCUUUGUACCUCACCUGAACUGUGUUUAAAAAAGGACUCUGCAUAGACUCUCAGAAGAACAAUUUUUUGCAAGUGGCAAAAUAAGAUGGCUCAUUUACUUAUUAUAUGUCAGUGUCUUAAAAUUACUCACAGAAAUAUAAAGUCUGCACGACACUUUCCUGAUAGUUGUGAAAAUUGAUAAUGAAGACAGAGCAGGUAAAUGCAAAUAAAUCUAUGUGCACACUAACAUGGCCACCUUUGUUAUCGCAGAUCUAUUAUUGUGCCACCCCAGUCAAAAAAGUCUGGACAGAGGGAACAGAAGGAUCUGUCAGGCUGUCAAGUUUGUGCAAUAAAAGCUACAAGAAAACAGGUGUUGAUUUUUUCUGUUGGCUCUUUGUCUCUCAGAUCACCUGUUUGAGGUGGGCAUUGAGGCGACUUUCCAGCAUGAGUCAGAGGAGUCCUGGGACCAGGUCUCCAAGUCCCUGAAGCAGCCUGUGAAGACUCUGGUAGGUGGUCGAAAACAAAUAGAAGCUGGUAAAGGUACUGUUUGAUGCUCUGAACCUGUGGGUGGAUUGGUUUUCCUCUUUUUUGUCUGUUUUUCAGUCACUGCUCACAAAUAUGUUUCCUUAGUCAGGGCCCUGUCCCUCAGGUGUCUGUCCUGGGCCCUCUGUUGUUCUCUUUAUGCCUGCUCUGGUAUCCUAUAAGGACAUUCAAAGGUGUCUCUUAUCAUUUAUAUACCAAUAACAUUCAGCUGUACAUGUCUUGUAAACCUAUAAAUGUCUCUAAACUGUUCAUCUAAAAUGACUGUGUGAGCUGUAUUAACAUGUGGAUGGCUGAUCAUUUUCUCCAGACAUACCUUGUAUGAGCAGUAUUUGUCUGCAUGUGUGUAGGGCUGGGCGAUAAAACAGUAACCAUAUAUAUCAAAAAUUAAUUUCCCUCAAUAUCAAUUUAAAACAUGGUCAGUAUCCUUUUUGAUAGUCAGCAUUAUGCCAUGUUUUGGUAGACUUAACGAAGAGCCAAUGAAAAGAGGAGUUUCUCAGGGUCCGCUUUGCGCUGAACCAAUCGUGCUGAAUUAGAACCAAGUAUCAAACAACUGUGUAGUAGCAGGCAGCAGCUACACGCAGCCAUAGCACUUUAAUACAUGAAGCCGACAGCACUGUCGGUGAAGAAAAAAAGAAAAUGGGUGUUACCCCCCGGCAGAAAUGCAGAUGAAGGCUCAACAGGUGAUGACAUCAUCAUCAACAACACUGGCAUGAAGACGUCGCUGGUGUGGAGGUAUUUUGGUUUUUUGAGGUCAGACAUGAAGCAGAGUAAAGUGCACUGUAAAUUAUGUCAAGUACGUGUUCCCACAAAGUCAGGGAAUACCUCAAAUCUUUUUCAUCUUUUUCUGUAGUGUAAUGGUUGUUUUAUCGAGGCUGUGGUUAUCAAACAUUGCACCGAGAAUUGAGGAUUUUUGCAUGGCAAAGCAGGCUCAGGUCUCACAUAAACAUCACCUACUAGUGCCGGGAGGGGGGGUUCAUGCUUUGUUUUGCUUUUAUUAUUUUAUCAUGUUAUCGUGAAGCACUUUGACGCCUGGUCUUGAAGGCUGCUGUAUAAAGAAGUUUAUUAUUAUCAUUUAAAUGUCGACUUAUUCAGUUAAAUAUCAGAGAAGGACUCGAGGCUGAGGAGAGCUGAGGAGCUGACGCUGUUUUCCGUCUCUUGCAGAUUAAUCAGAAACUGGAGUCUCUGCACAGGUCGCUGUUAGUGUUUACCAAAAGAAUAAAAAGGUUAGUUGGCGAUAUUCCUCACUUACACAUAAACUUUCAAACAAGAUGUAACAAACUUGAAGAAUUUCUACGAAAUUAGCCCUUUUUUCCCCAAAAAUUUAUCCAAAUAUACCUCAAAGUCUGUGUAAAUUUCAGGGUUUAAAUUGAUCCCAACUUUCUGUUGUGUGCAGGUUAAGAGCGGGGGCACUGUUCAUCUUCUGGCUGCAGGUCAGAAAAGGACCUCCACAUAUCCACGAGACCGUCCACUUUAGCCUGCCUGGACUUGAAAGCACACCUAUCGUCAAUAUGAGAGGGAAACCAGACAGAGGAGUCAUUGUGUCCGUGUCCAUAGCAGGUUCAGCCAUCUUUACUCUUACCUUUAAAAGCACAGUUUGAAGGAAAAGACUGUCUGACUACAAGCGCUGAAGCUUUGACUAUCUUUAAAAACACUAAGUACACUUUAACAGGCUUUAAAAAGUCUUAAAUUCAUGUUUCAUGUGACCCCAUUUGCUUUGGUACUCAUGCCAGCUUCCAAAAACUGUUGAACUUUAUGAUAGAUUAUAUAAAAACGGUUGUUUAUGAACACAGUGGCUCUCUGUCUGUGUUUUAGAUGUGAACGAGUGUGGCACCCAGAUGAUGAUGUGUGACAUUAAUGCAGACUGUGUUAACCAGUUUGGUUCGUACUUGUGCCGCUGUAAGCCUGGCUUCAGAGAUACAUCUCGCAUCGGAGAAGGAGGGACUGUGUGUGCUGAUACCAAAGCUGCAGGUAUGGAUGCUUAAAUGUGGAGUUUAGGUUUAUAUUUAGCCCUGUUUUUUAAAAAAAUAUUUAGAGCUUAAGAGGGUUUGAAGUUCUGUAAAGACCAAUCCUGAAACUGCUUUAGAAUAUUUGAACACAGAUGUGUAAAAAUGUGCUAUAAGCAGAGUUGUAAUUCAUGCAGGUACAGAGAUUAAUCGAUUGUUAAUAUUUCAACAUCCCUGAACUCACAAAAUGAAAGCUGCAGUAGACCAGCAACUCCCUUGUUCUGUGAGGUAAAAUGACUGUUUUAUCAAGUGAGUUUGGUGUAACAGCUGAGAUUGUAAAAAGAGGGCUGAUGUUUACAAAGUCUGGGAUUACUUGUUCACUUCCUGCCCCCCUGUGCCUCCUCUUCCUCCUGCAGGCUGCAGCUCAGGCGUCUCUGCAGAGACCAAAGGUGUCUACGUGCUCUUCUUCCUGCUCAGCUGCCUCAUCUUCAUGCUGCUGGCGGUGGCUGGCAUGCUCUACCACCGUCACCACCGGGGGGCGUUCCUGGUCCGCUGCCGUAGCAACAUCUCACUCCACGACCCCAACAACAACCGUCGUGAAGGUGACCCCAACCUGACGCCUCCACCUCCUCCCCCGCCAGCUCGGAGCUUUAGGGAGGGCUGGCCUCAGGUGAAGGAGCACCUCCCCCCCGUCGACCUGCCGCUGCUGCGCUUCAGCCCACUGCUGCCACAGGAGGGCGGAUAG